Messenger RNA from Hyalella azteca, 5120 nucleotides. RefSeq names its product anoctamin-10 (gene Axs). Lineage: Eukaryota; Metazoa; Arthropoda; Malacostraca; Amphipoda; Hyalellidae. The record is from RefSeq and is a predicted model, not a curated record. Gene Ontology annotation, cellular component: plasma membrane. The transcript is spliced from 18 exons. Gene Ontology annotation, biological process: chloride transmembrane transport. Gene Ontology annotation, molecular function: chloride channel activity. Bases 250 to 2403 code for a protein of 717 amino acids.
CAGGUGCCGGCGAACAGGAGUCGGUAGUCGUGGGAUCACUACGGAGUCGUGGACAUCCUGUAUGUUAAAUCAGGCAGAGUGGCGACUUCUAAUCCCCGUCUCAGAGUAACUCGAGUUCGACUGCGCUUGUUCCAACCGUGAGCGUUGCAAUGGAGAAGUCGAGUGAGUGAACAGGCACAGCUUGGCACCUCAAACUGCUUAUGAUCAUCUCCGCCCACCGUGUAAUAGCGGCAGGCAGGGGGAGGUGGCAUGAGGGGGGACAGCGAUGAAGACCGGGGCUCCCCCGAGGGUCUUGGGGCUGCCCACAUCCCCCCCACCAUCUACGUCAUCAAGUUCCACAAGAACGCCAGGCGGGAGGCCGUCGAGUUUCUGCUGGAGAGGAUAGAGAGCAAGCACAAGUAUGGAGGAGCCGAACUCUUCAUCAGAUGUGAGCCGCAGAAGCCUGGCCAGGGAUUGGUUGUCCACGUCUCUGCUACUAAAAUUAAGCUUCUUGAGAUCGCGGAGGCAACUGAGCUUCAGAAGGCAACCGCAGACGGUCUUAUUCAGGAGCUUAGUGUCCGAGAACUGGACCAGUUCCUGCACGGAGGUCUAACACUGGACACAAUCCUGACCCCCGCCGAGAAGGAGUUUUGCGUGCGCCAUGAACUGGACGCCAUCGUCGCCAGGGACGAGCGUAAUGUGCCUGGCUAUCCUGCCUUCAGCCUCUUCCCUGGACAGUCUAUUGUGGAUUUUUAUAUAUCGGAAGACAUCAUCGAGUCCAUGUUCCCUCUACACGAGCGCCAUCACCUGGAGCUCGUCUCCGCCUCCUGGUACAAGGCGGUCUUCUUUGCCAGUGCUGUGGACAGAAUACGUGAUUAUUUCGGUGAGGGUAUAGCUAUGUACUUCAGCUUCCUGAGCUUCUACACGAUGCUGCUGCUGGUGCCUGCUGUACUCGGACUCGCGCAGUUCGUGGUUGACAACGACAGCUUCUCGGAGUACACGUUCUACGCGGUGUUCAACCUCAUCUGGGUUACAGUCUUCUUGGAGGUGUGGAAGCGACACUGCUGCGGCCUAGCGUACAGAUGGGGGACGCUGGAGAGAGAACUGGGGGACAAAGCUCGUCGGAACCACAGAGGGGACCUCAGACGUAACCCUGUCACUGACACGCUCGAGCCCUUCUACCCGCCAUGGAAGACCAAGGCUAAGCUGUACCUAGUGUCGCUGCCCAGCGUGGGGCUGUGCGUGUUGGCGGCUCUGUACCUUAUGGUGCUGGCGUUCUGGGCCGAGGAACACGUCUUGGACUGGAAGAAGCACUACGGCUCCGUGGCCGCCAUAUUGCUUAAUGUGCCAUCAGCAAUAUAUGCUGUUGUCGUCUGGUUCCUGAACUUUUAUUAUAAAAAACUGGCUGUCUUCCUCACGGAAUGGGAAAACCAUCGGACGCAGCUGGAACAUGACUGGCACCGGAUGGCCAAGCUCGUCGUCUUCGAAUUUGUUAACAAUUUUUCGUCGCUUUUCUACAUCGCCUUUUAUAUUCAGGACCUCGACAUGCUUCGCUCCCAAGUUGCGACGAUGCUCAUCGUCACGCAGAUGAUCAACCACUUCCAAGAGGCGCUGCUGCCCCUGGUCGUCAAGAAGGCGUACCUGAAGAUAUCUGCGAAGGUGGUGCAAGAAGUGCGGGCGCACAAGACCCUGGGGACAUACUUCACGCCCCCCGCGAGGCCCGUCCACGAGGACGCCGUCGAGGAGCAGCCCAUCCCCGUGCUAUCCUUGGACGUCAAGGACCCCAGGAUUACCCAAGCCCGGGAGGAGGGCGAGCUCGACGUAUAUGAGGACACCUACGACGACUACCUGGAGCUGUUCCUGCAGUUCGGUUACGUGUUCCUGUUCUCAUCCGUGUACCCGAUGGCCGCGUUCUGGGCGCUGCUCAACAACGUGCUCGAGCUCAAGACGGACGCCUUCAAGCUGUGCCGGGUCUUCCGGCGACCUCGCGUCAAGAAAGUCCCAAACAUUGGCGUGUGGCAGAAUUGCUUCGAGCUGCUGGGCUACAUCGCCGUGGGCACCAACUGCGCACUAUUGUGUCUGUCACCCAAACUGCGUCAGUUGGUACCCACCGUGUCGGAUGUGGAGUGGGUGUUGAUAUUCGUGAUGAGUGAGCACCUCAUCCUUGUGGCGAAGAUGGCGUUAAUGUGGCUUAUGCCUGAUCAGCCACUGUGGGUGAGGGAGGCUCUCGAUAAAGUGGCAUACCAGUCCAAGAUGGCGCUCAGGAGCGAGCGCGGCAAACGGACGCGGCGACAUCUGUCCCGCCGGUUCCGCAGCGUCCACGGGGUCCCGCGGUCUGGGUCUCGGUCUCGCGGCACCACUCCGGUCGAGAGCAACGCUGUCAACGGCGCCAUCAGACGACGCGGCAACAGCGAGAACUACUAGACUUGUUGACAUCUGUAGUCGCCAUAUCAGGGUGGAGUUUUGGAGAAGAUGGUUCGUUCAUAAAAGUUCAAUCAAGACAUGGUAAAUUGAUCAGUUCUGAAAUAUCAGCUGAGUUACGAAAGAAAAUACUUAAUGCAUUUCGAUCCAAUAUGGUAUGUGUAUUUAUUUAUAUAUUUCAUCACUAGAAUUACACCUUGAAAUUUAUUUCCGCUGCCACUUUAUUUGGUCGACUUUUGGGGUAGAAAAUGGAUGGAUCAUCGUCCUGAAAAAAAAAAAAACAGUUGGUCAUCAGACAAUUAAUGAUGACGAACUUCCUUACCCAAGCUACGAGCAGAGAGCGGACGUAGCACUCAUAUUUGUUCUUAUCGGGUCAUGAAGGGUCUGGAUGACCCACAUAAAGGCAAGAAGUGCAUCGCCAUCUGGACAAAGUCUCGCUCACUUUCUGAGUGCAAGCAACAACGAGGCUGUGAAAUAUUGCCUCAUAAAUAAUCAAUACGCAUUAAUUUAGGAUAGGGUUUUAAUUCACUCAAAUAUAGGGAGAGAGGUAACACUCUUUUGUGUCAAUUGCGUAACAAAUUAAAUAAUUUGCGACUCAUCUUUAAACACACACAAUUUUUCGCCCCUCCCAAAAAGGUAUAUUAAUAGAGAAAAAACCGACACCCAGUCAAAAAUUUAUUUUCCAACGGUUAUGUUCUGUAUUAUUCGUUCCGAUUCCUAUGUUCAUAUUAAUGCCUCAAAAAUGGAAACUGAAAAUAGAGUUGCUAAAAGGCUUUCGUGUCAUUGUAUAAUUUGUCGUGCAUCCCUUAAGUGUUCAGAAACUGAAACAAAAUUAUUCAUUAAAUCGAGGAACGAAAAUUAAUUAUCAUUAUUCUCAUAUGAUCAGAGACGUGAUCAAUUUGUAUGUCCGUCAUUUGUCACGGUAAAAGCAUGUAGUUAUCUUUCAAUAAUGCUAGUAGUUAAUUACAACUGUUAAAGUGGAAGCUCUUCGAUUGGGUUUGAAAGUGCAUUGCUCUUUAAUUUGUUAUUAAUUCCAACGCUUUUCACUUGAGUCAAAAAAUACUUGAGUAUAGGAAAAACUGCACAAUUAUUAAGUAAAAGUUGUUCCCGCGAUUUCCAGUGAGUAGCUCAGUGGUUACCAACCUGAUUCAUGGCACCCAAACCCGCUUCAAUUAACCCCGUAUAUUGAAGUAAUUGUAGAAAAGAAGCAGAGACACAAUUAGUAUUAUAAUUAAACCAAAUUAUUUGUGAUAAACAUAUUAGCUGCAUAUAAAGAUCAAGAGCCGUUUAAUUUUAUUUACCCAGUAAUGAUUGAUAUGUAAAAGUAUUUGCUAUGAUCAAAAUCAGUGCUUUUUCCAUAAUAGAAAUGUUCUGUUCAUGUCAGGUUGGGUACCACGAAUAAGGGUAAAUGCCGCAAAAGUUUGGCGACCACCGGUGUAGAGGGUAACAUAUUAAGGAUUAUUAUUCAUUAUUUGUUAUAAGAGGACUCAUUUUGCUCUUGUGAAUGACCACAACAAAUUGUCAAGGCAUAUAUAGGGUCGGCCGUUGCAGCUGUAUAUGUUAUCUUUUUGUAUAUAUUUCAGUACAGUUGGUAUCAGAUGAUUUAUCUCUAUAAUAGAAGAGUAUUUGUGAGAACCCAAAUUGAAUCGUGCCGUCCUGAACGAUUGUUCGGUCGUUAAAAAAUUGUUAGGAGAACUUCAUGUUAUGAAUGGAUGUAAUUAAAGAUUAUUGUGUGUGGCACUUGAAAAUCCGUUUUAUGGGAUCCAUAUCAUAAUUAAAUUCACUUCCCAACAAUGUUCUUGGUUGUCAUGAUCAUGAACGAUUAUGUAAGAUAGUCGAGUACGAUUAAUGCUAACGAACUCUUUACGCAAAAAAAAUUUGCAUAUAGAUGAGACAAUUGUUUAAAAUACGCGCCAUGUGAAAACAAUGCUCUAUGAACAUUAUUGUGUGCAUAUUUCCCUAUGCCCUUGUGCAAGUUUGUUCCACGCAAAAAUGCUGGUGUUCCUUACAUGUAAAUCACUCGGAUUUGGACUUUACCGGCACGGAAGUAGUUGCUUUUUUGCUAUUCAGGACCACUUUUUGGUCAUCUGAAACCCUAACCGUUCAUGUGAAACAAAUAUGUGAUAUAAACUUAUCGCGUUUAGGUACAAAAAAUUACAAUCAGAUGACAUGUGCUCACUGGAGUACUGAACCUGUUCUUGUGUUCAUAGCGAAUUUUCGUGUUUUUUUCGACGUUCUACAACGGUUCUACCACCAUUUGUUAAAUCGAUACAACUGUUUUUGUUUCACAAGAAUAAUACAACAGUUCUUUUUGUGCAUAAACUUCGAUUGAAUCUUGCUUGCAGUGUCCGGUGCCAGUGUUAAUCCUUGUUGCAGUGUCCGGCGUCAGUGUGAAUCCUUGUUGCAGUGUCAGGCGUCAGUAUGAAUCCUUGUUUCAGUGUCCGGUGUCAGUGUGAAUCCUUGCUUGCAGUGUCCGGUGCCAGUGUUAAUCCUUGUUGCAGUGUCCGGCGUCAGUGUGAAUCCUUGCUUGCAGUGUCCGGCGUCAGUGUGAAUCCUUGCUUGCAGUGUCCGGCGUCAGUGUGAAUCCUUGCUUGCAGUGUCCGGUGUCAGUGUGAAUAGUAGAAGCCAUGGCGCUGUCUCAGUCAGGUAAAAUCUGUAGAGCAGUCGCAUGUGAUAGUCAACGAUCGUUAUUAAAUCUUUCAGUAAACUUUGGAAAAUAA